GCCGGCCGCGGCAGUUCGUCUGCCGCUAUGUACUCACAACCGACUGCCGCUCACAUGCCCGUGCACGGGGGCAGCACGAUCGGUGCAGGCAGUUUCACAGCGGCAUUGUGCGGGGAGUACGAAGAUCCUUUCUCCGUUGGUCUCCCUAGACGGAUGUCAAUGGACGAUCUCUCAGGACCACAACGGUGUUACGGGGUGACAUCCAACCAGCAGUGGAAUGGCGGUGUGUACAGCCAUGGACAGAAUGACUUAUCGAGACGUGGGGCACAAAGCGGGAGUGGGCAGGGGACAUUGCCACAGGGAGGAACGCCGGGGCAUGGGCAAUCACAAGCGACGACGGGGGCGAACGUGGACAGUGGCAGUGGUGUGCGUGAGGGGCAGGCGUGCUCUCAUGCAGCCCCCCAGCAGGUCACAGUUGAGGCUGGGUCGUCCGAGUCCGUCGAUCGUUUGCGUGCCGGCUUGCCACCGGCCAGCCGUGGUGAGGGAAGGGGGCGAGGUGAAGGUCGACAAGGCACAAGUGACAGUAGUGGACAAAGAGGUCGGGCAAGACAGCCGGCACAGGGAGGACGUGGCAGAGGAGGGUGUACUCCACCCUCCUCUGCGUGCCCUGCGGAGGCGAGUGGGAGUGGAAAGGGCGUAGGGGGGCAGGAGACCAAUGACAACCCGACAACAGUUGACGAGGGAAUGCGUAAAGGAAAACCUCCUGCCAAAAAGAUAGUGCCUUGGACGCUGGAGGAGUGCUUGGCAUUGGCGAAAUGGCAACGUGAGGAUGAUGCCAUGAUGGCAGAUGCGUCCGCCAGGCACAAGUGCAUGAAGAAGGGGGAGAGACAAGAGUGGGUGUCCGAGCGCAUGAAAGAGGAAGGGAUUAUGAGGUCCGCUGAGGACUGCAGGAAAAAAUGGUUUAACCUGGGACAGAAGCUGAAACUGUUUGUGGAUAAGGUGGGGCGGUCAGGCCAUCAAUCGUAUUGGGAUAUGAUUGAAGAGGAGAGAGAGGCCGAAGGUCUUUAUGCCACAUUUGAUCGACGUCUUUGGCAGGCGAUGGAGUGGAUGUUGCAAAGACCGUCUGGGACGUGUGAUAAAGCGAUGAACUCGGACACCAUGGGUGGAGCUGAAGCAGAAGGCACGGGGGAAGGUUCAGGUGACCAAGCAGGGUCAGACAGAGGAGGGUCCGACACGUCGGGAAGCAGGUCGAAGUUCAGGCGAACCAGCGGCAACAAAGUCCAUGUAACCAUGUUGGAGGAAUUGAAGUUGGAGCGUCGUUGCCACCCUCGCGGACGGAUGGAUUUCAGCCCUGACACGGCUGAUCUCCAUAGUCGUGUCUACUAUGUUCUCGUGGAAGGGACCGUGGCGAUGAAGAUCGAUGGCGGUUUCGGGUACGACAAGGAAGGCAACCUGGUGGACGUCAUUCUCAACGUGAAGAAGUUGUCGGAAGUCGUUCCCGACGACUGGCGUCUCCCAGAACAUGAUGUCGUCGGUGACAUCGUUAGAUACCUGGUGUCCGCCAUAGCUGAUGAACACAUGGCUGCGCUUCACGCCAAUGCCUUCUACGUGGCGCACAUGCAGCCCCCUCUCCGGGCAGGCAGUACUUGCACGGCGUUGUGCAGUCGUGGUGUCCUGAUGACGAUCUGAAGGCUGCGCGUCGGCGGUGAUACAUCUUCGCUUGUCCAUAUCUGCUUCUGCCAUUGAUAAACGAAUGAAUGUGAUGAAAGUAUGAUCACGUUUUGAAGUUGCAUCACCACCUAUUCGUUGCUCGCAUUACGAACAUUUCACAUCACAAAUGCCAUUCACAUCACGAAUGCCAACCACUUUCAAAGACAUUCCGGUUCGUGACAAGUUCGAAGACAUUCACAUCACGAAUGAGAAACAUUGCGAAAGACAGAUAAAAAAACAAGAGAAAUGAAAUUCAAACGAACUA
Chara braunii is the source of this 1915-nucleotide messenger RNA. Lineage: Eukaryota; Viridiplantae; Streptophyta; Charophyceae; Charales; Characeae. The record is from the annotation of a GenBank genome assembly.